UUUAAUUACCCCCUGUACUAACUAAUCAAAAAAAAUUUAGAGAUUAAAAAGAUGGUAGUAUAAAAAUUUUCAAAUUGCGGAAGGUCGUGCUACUUAGGAGUUGUAUUUCUUUUACUUAAAAAUGAAUUCUACUUGUUGCUGUUGCUGGGAAAAGUAUGGCGAAAGAUCAAAAUCAUUGAAAAAAAUUAAUAAAAACUUAGAAGAACAAAUUCAAAUGUUUAUCUUUCCUGGAUAUUCGAUGAACAACGAUUGCUAUCCAUCAGUUGUUUGUCCUGGUUGCCGAAGAAAUCUUUACAGACUCAAAAAGGGAGACUCACCUCGUGGUGAAUGGGGAGCUAAGGUAGAGUGGAAAACCCUUUUGAGAAAUAGCCCCAGAACCAGUCUAACUCUUCCAGAUGAGAUAACUAAUUUUCCGACAACUAAGUCAAGUAUAUCAAAUUUAAAGAAUUCAUUUCUUUCCGCACAAGAAGUUGCAGUAAAUUUAAAUAAACAAAUAAAUACAACAUGGAAAGUCCACAUUCUACUGUGUCAUGUACAGCCAUAUGUGGAACACCAUAACAAAGGAUUGGGUAACUUUGCUGAACAAUGUGGAGAAAGUAUUCAUGCAAAGUUUAAGCCAACAUGGACAAGGUUUAAGAGACAAAUAGAGCAUUCCGAACAUGGUGACAGGCUAUUAUCAGCAGUAGUUGAUUUUGGAGCAAAAAGAAUUAGAUUUUGUUUAUAAAUUUAUUUAUGUAGUUAUAUGUAUAUAUGUAUAUUUAUAUUGUGUGUGUGUGUGUGUGU
Hydra vulgaris (swiftwater hydra) is the source of this 783-nucleotide messenger RNA. The record is from RefSeq and is a predicted model, not a curated record. NCBI's taxonomy places the organism in Eukaryota, Metazoa, Cnidaria, Hydrozoa, Anthoathecata, Hydridae.